Messenger RNA from Gasterosteus aculeatus aculeatus (three-spined stickleback), 3695 nucleotides. RefSeq names its product E3 ubiquitin-protein ligase SMURF2. Lineage: Eukaryota; Metazoa; Chordata; Actinopteri; Perciformes; Gasterosteidae. Gene Ontology annotation, molecular function: SMAD binding; ubiquitin protein ligase activity. The record is from RefSeq and is a predicted model, not a curated record. Gene Ontology annotation, cellular component: cytoplasm. Gene Ontology annotation, biological process: proteasome-mediated ubiquitin-dependent protein catabolic process; negative regulation of BMP signaling pathway; protein ubiquitination.
CGUCACCGCGACUAACUAACUUCAGUUAAAGCAGCGCGGAGAGAGCAGACGCCUGUCUGGAUGGAGGGCAAACUGUCUAGCUGAUUUGUAUCAAUACCCGCGGGCUCAACUUUAAAGGACUUAUUUAAAAAUUGCGCGUUGCCGGGUUUUUUUCAAGGAAAAGGUGUCUCACGUAAGCGUGAUAUUCCAGCGACGAUGAUACCAUUAUGUUCCACACACAGUCUGUGUGAUUUGCUAUGGUGAUACUACGAGCUACCCGCAGCUAGCAGAGGGAUUGUUUUUGGAAAUACAUCUUCGAGUACCGUACGCCGACACAUGAAUUAGACGCUUUUUGUACAUUUUCAUCAAGCUGGAACACAAAGGGGAAUGUCUAGUCAAGGAGUUAGGAGGAAUGGCCCGGUGAAGCUGCGGUUGACAGAAAUGGAGAAAUGAGCGGAGAAAUGAGCUCUCAAAGCUCAAAAACACCACCCCGAUUGCCAGCUGAGGGUCCCCCCUCCUCCACAUGGGGAAUGGUUUUAAAUGGGCCGCAGCGGUUCUCAGACGGAAUCCCAGGAAUGUGAAACCUCAGGGAGGAAAUUCCUGUGUGCAAAGAACUUGGCAAAAAAAGACUUCUUCCGGUUGCCAGAUCCCUUUGCCAAAGUGGUGGUGGAUGGCUCAGGACAGUGUCACUCUACAGAUACUGUAAGAAAUACGCUGGACCCGAAGUGGAAUCAACACUAUGAUCUAUACAUCGGAAAGGCCGACUCAAUAACCAUCAGUGUAUGGAACCACAAGAAGAUCCACAAAAAGCAGGGCGCAGGUUUCCUCGGCUGUGUUCGCCUCCUGUCCAACGCCAUCAACAGGCUCAAAGAUACCGGCUAUCAGAGAUUGGACAUGAAUAAGCUGGGCCCCAAUGACAAUGAUACUGUGAGAGGUCAAAUAGUCGUAAGUCUUCAGUCCAGAGACCGCAUCGGGACAGGAGGGCCGGUGGUGGACUGCAGUCGUUUGUUCGACAAUGACUUACCCGAUGGCUGGGAAGAGAGGAGGACAGCCUCCGGAAGGAUCCAGUACCUGAACCACAUCACCCGCACCACCCAGUGGGAGAGACCUACCAGGCCAGCGUCGGAAUACUCCAGCCCAUCAGGGCGGCCGCUGAGCUGUGUGGUGGACGAGAACACGCCAGUGAUGACGCCCGUUAACGGGGCCGAGGCCAGCUGCCCGCCCGGCGAACAGCGGAUCCAGGAGAGACGGGUUCGAUCGCAGCGCCAUCGCAACUACAUGAGUCGAACACACUUGCAUACCCCACCCGACCUGCCCGAGGGUUAUGAGCAAAGAACCACUCAGCAGGGUCAAGUCUACUUUCUCCACACACAGACUGGAGUCAGCACCUGGCACGACCCUCGGGUGCCGAGGGACCUGAGCAAUGUGAACUGUGAGGAGCUGGGUCCGCUGCCACCAGGCUGGGAGAUCAGAAACACCGCAACAGGUCGCGUCUACUUUGUCGACCACAACAAUCGAACGACACAGUUCACGGACCCGCGACUCUCUGCUAACCUGCAUCGUGUGCUCAACCCAAGUCCAAAUGGUUCCCGUGUGGCCAUGGACAGCCAAAACACUAAUCUAAGUCACCCGACUCAGCCGAAGGACCAAAGUGGUCCCUGCGUCCCCCAGCCAGCUCUGUCCCCGGCCCAGCUGCCUGAAGAGGCAGAGUGCUUGACUGUGCCCAAGUACAAGAGGGACCUGGUGCAGAAGCUGAAGAUCCUGCGGCAGGAACUCUCUCAGCAGCAACCUCAGGCCGGCCAUUGCCGCAUCGAGGUCUGCCGGGAAGAGAUAUUUGAGGAGUCGUACCGGCAGGUGAUGAAAAUGCGUCCAAAGGAUCUCUGGAAAAGACUGAUGAUUAAAUUCAGAGGAGAAGAGGGACUGGACUAUGGCGGGGUUGCAAGGGAAUGGUUAUACCUGCUGUCCCACGAGAUGCUCAACCCCUACUACGGCCUCUUCCAGUACUCCAGGGACGACAUCUACACUCUACAGAUUAACCCGGACUCUGCUGUCAACCCGGAGCACCUGUCCUACUUCCACUUCGUGGGUCGCAUCAUGGGCAUGGCGGUGUUUCACGGCCACUACAUCGAUGGCGGCUUCACUCUGCCCUUCUACAAACAGUUGUUGGGUAAACCGAUCACAUUGGACGAUAUGGAAUCUGUCGACCCGGACCUCCACAACAGCCUUGUCUGGAUCCUGGACAAUGACAUCACCGGUGUCCUGGACCACACGUUCUGUGUAGAGCACAAUGCCUACGGAGAAAUCAUCCAACAUGAGCUCAAGCCCAAUGGCAAGAGCGUGCCAGUGUCAGAGGACACCAAGAAGGAGUAUGUUAGGUUAUAUGUUAACUGGCGUUUCCUGCAUGGCAUCGAGGCUCAGUUUCUGGCUCUGCAGAAAGGCUUCAAUGAGGUCAUUCCUCAACACCUACUCAAGUCCUUUGAUGAAAAAGAACUGGAGCUGAUAGUGUGUGGCCUGGGAAAGAUUGACAUCUCUGACUGGAAGUCCAAUACCCGUCUGAAGCACUGCACCCCUGACAGCAACAUCGUCAAGUGGUUUUGGAAAGCCGUGGAGUCGUUUGACGAGGAGAGGAGGGCCCGGCUGCUGCAGUUUGUUACCGGCUCAUCCAGAGUCCCGCUGCAAGGCUUCAAGGCUCUACAGGGCGCUGCAGGGCCCAGACUCUUCACCAUUCAUCAGAUCGAUGCUAACGCCAACAACCUGCCCAAAGCCCAUACCUGCUUCAACCGAAUCGACAUUCCGCCCUAUGAGAGCUACGACAAGCUAUACGACAAGCUGCUGACCGCGAUCGAGGAGACCUGUGGCUUCGCAGUGGAAUAAGAGACCCGUUGGAGAGCGUGCGCGUGCGCGUGUGUGUGUGUGUGUUUGUUUCUGUGUGUGUGUGCAGGACUCUGAUGGACUAUUAUUGUCACUGCAACACACUGACAGGCUCCCUCAGAGCCUGCAGUCUUCCUCUUAUCUCCCCGCUCGCCACAUUCUUUCCCUGUCGAUGUCUGUUUCAACAGCUGUUAGAGAGUCCUCCCCCGUCAUUUCUAUUGUUUCAAUUGUUUCGCUGUGAGAAACAGGAGCACCGUAGUGGCUGUUUAGCUGAGAACUGCUGCUGCGCUUCUUUUCCACGGUUUGUUUUUGACAGCUCAUUUUGCAUUCAGAUACAGAAACGACACCGGCCCCUCACUUGAAAUAUUAUCAAACCAGGAAGUAGUUUAUCAACUUGAAUUGACAUUCUACAGAUAUGUUUUCCAAACUGUCGCUAGGCAUGAGAGUAAUGAGGCACUAUAUUGUUUUCCAAUUGAAUUGAUCCUUGUUAUGCUACUGAAUGUUUAACAUUGCAGGUAGCCAUAUCCUGCCCUUAUUAGCCAUCUUGACCUCGACCAAUACAACUUCCACUCCUCACGGCUGCAGUGUUGGUGUGCUUCAUUCUGCAGUACUGCCACAAAUUCGUCCUACCUCUGUAAUUAAUUUAUGGUUGAAGGGUUUCAUUCCAAAAUGGCAUGUAUCGAUAGUAAUUUCAUUCAAAUUCAAAUGAUUCUUUACAAAAAUGCUUGAUUAGACUUUUUCGUACUAGUAGUUUGGGUCUGAUGUUUUGUGGUGUUUUGGUCGAAGAGUGUGGGUUGUUAAAAAAGAAAGGAAAAGGUGCAAAUUGUAUCCCCUCCCCCCCCCCC